AUGUAUGGAUUUCUUUGCAGAGCCAACUACAGCGAUGGCAAACUGAAAGGCCCUCCCAAACCAUGUGCUGGAAACCAGGGCACACAGAUUCUUUUGGAGGACCUCUUCUAUAACGUGUCCACCCGGAGGAAAGCGUUAAAAAGCCCCGGAGAUGAGUACUCACGGAUUGUGGAAGUGGUCAGCAGGUACGCCAUACACAAUUCAGGGAAGAGUUUCUCCGUCAAAAAGCAAGGAGAGACGGUGGCGGAUGUGAGGACCCUACCCAACGCCUCUGUAGUGGAUAAUAUUCGAGGAGUUUUUGGCAAUGCAGUCAGCAGGGAGCUGAUCGAAGUCGGCUGUGAGGAUCAGAAGCUCGCCUAUAAGAUGAAAGGACACAUCUCUAAUGCAAAUUACUCCAUGAAGAAAUGCAUCCUGGUCCUGUUCAUCAACCAUCGCCUGGUGGAGUCCGCUGCUUUGAAGAAGGCCAUCGAGACCAUUUAUGCUGCUUACCUUCCCAAGAACACACACCCCUUUCUUUACCUCAGCUUAGAGAUCGCUCCGCACAACGUAGACGUGAAUGUCCAUCCCACAAAACACGAGGUGCACUUCCUGCACGAAGACAGCAUCAUAGAGAGCGUCCAGAAGCACAUCGAGAGCAAACUCCUUGGCUCCAACUCCUCUCGCACAUAUUUCACUCAGACGUUGCUGCCGGGUCUCUCAGCCGCAGGCGGCAGCGAGGGGCAGUCCUCCAGCGGCACGGCAGAGUCCAGCGAUCGAGUCUACGCACAUCAGAUGGUGAGGACCGACUGCCGCGCUCAGAAGCUGGACGCCUUCCUGCAGCCCAAAGAGAAGACGGCUCCUGACCCCGGAUCACCCGGACCCAGCAGCAGGGAGGCUGCGAGCAGAAGUGCCCAGCCUGACAGGACAGAGAUGGAGGAGACGGACGAUGCAGACAUGCUGCAGGCCCUGACUCGGCAGGAAGCAGAGGAGCCAAGAGAAGGAGGAGACCAGGCAGACUCUGUGCAAAGGAAGCGACCCAGGAAAGAGCAACAGGAGGUGGAGGACCUAACGGCUGCAGCUACACCCAAGAGACGAGCCAUUAAACUGUCCAGCAUCAAAGAGCUCAGAACCGAGAUCACUGAGAACACACACAAAGGCCUUCAAGAAAUGUUGCAGAACCACUCGUUUGUGGGCUGCGUCAACCCUCAGUGGACUCUGAUCCAACAUCACACCAAACUGUACCUGGUGAACACCACCAAACUCAGGUCAGAGCCACAGCAGCUCACUGUUCUGUUAGUAGUUGGAAUAGUUUAAAACUGUUAAUCAGUUUACUGUACUGUAAACCAGUG
Molecule: messenger RNA, 1328 nt
Organism: Notothenia coriiceps (black rockcod)
Lineage: Eukaryota; Metazoa; Chordata; Actinopteri; Perciformes; Nototheniidae
Product: DNA mismatch repair protein Mlh1-like
Exons: 10
Coding region: 1-1293 (430 amino acids)
Biological process (GO): mismatch repair
Cellular component (GO): MutLalpha complex
Molecular function (GO): ATP binding; ATP-dependent DNA damage sensor activity; mismatched DNA binding
Source: RefSeq, a predicted model, not a curated record